GUGAUUGACACAAAACGUAUUACACUACAACCUUGAAGAUUGUUUCUCUGCAUUGGCAAUGUGAUUUGAGUUAACAAGAAUGGUACUUCUCUUUAGCCUCAGUAGUGAGUCCAUCAUCUCAGCUCGAUACUGAGCGUGUGUAAGAAAUAUGUCUGGAGCUGCUGCUUGACAGAUUAGAUACCUGUGUGCACUGCACUUAGUCUAAGGGCCUUAUGUUAUAAAAUGAAACUGGCUGUGCAUACAGUAAAGCACAAGGACACAGAAAUUUAAAAUACCUCUGGAGACAGUCAGGAAGAGGUGCAAGCGGCACUUUGAGUUCAUGGAUGUGAAUGUGAUGGUGAUUCUAGGUUUUGGCUUCUUAUGCACUUUUCCAGUGCGGUAUGGUUUCAGUGGCUCUGGCUUCAACCUCCUUGUGGCUGCCAUAGCCACCCAAUGGGCAAUCAUACUCAAUAAUAUUGAGUCCUUGUAUUACAGAAGAAAGAUCAGACUAGAUAUGGAAAGCUUGGUAGUUGCUGAAUUGUGCACAGCCUCUGCCCUUGUUUCAAUUGGAGCCAUGCUGGGGAAGACCAACCCUGUCCAACUUAUCCUCAUCUCUCUGCUGGAGGUGUCAGGAUUUAUCUUGAAUAAAUGGCUCCUCCAGAGUUUUCUGAAGUUGCAGCUUGUGAACAGCAUCAUGAUGCUUCACAUUUUUGGGGCUUUAUUUGGACUCAUGCUCACCUGGAUCGUCUGUUGGAAGGGAUCAGAGGAGCCAUUUGAAAAAGAGAGAUCUGAUCGCAAAUCUGGAUUAUUCUCCAUGCUGGGGGCUGUGUUUCUCUGGAUGUUUUGGCCUAGUUUUAUUUCAGUGCUUGUGCAUGAUAGUCCUGAGAGGAAGCUAUGGGUCGUGUGCAGCACCUACCUGGCCCUGGCUGUCAGUGCUGUAGUAGCAGUGGUUGUGUCUGUGCUCUCAAGUCCCAAGGGAAAACUCAACCUGAUCCAUAUGCAGUCAUGCAUCUUUGCUGGAGGUGUUGCUGUCGGGGUGUCCAUAUCAGUGGUUCAUCAGCCAUGGGAGGCUAUGACAAUUGGAUUUGUUGCUGCAAUUGUAUCAGCCAUUGGAUUCCGAUACCUCAAGAGCCACAUGCUACUUGCAUUUCACUGCCAUGACACCUGUGCUAUCCUGAGUACACAUGGACUCCCUGGUCUGCUGGGAUGGCUAGCACAUCUCCUCCUGCAGAUUAAAGACUAUGAUGAUCCUACAAUGGCAAUCCGGUUUGCUGUAUUUCACAUUUGUACUCUCCUCAUCACCAUCACUCUAAGUCUGUCCAUGGGAAUCACUACAGGCCUUCUACUCAAGUGGAAUUUCUGGAGACCACCCCAACACAAUAAAUGUUUUGAUGAUCAGGCUUUCUGGGAGUUUCCCCAUCUUGCUGUGCGAAAGUAAAAUGGAGGAGGAAGUGGACCAAGUCUAAUCCUAGAAGUACAGACUAUUUUUGGCAUAAAUUCAUCUAUAUAUUUUCAUAUAAUUAUCUUUAAGGCAGAUUAGAUGUUAGAUGUUUUAUGUUUCCAAGGCUAGAACAAAAAUUAAAGAUGAACUGUAAAAAAAAAAGAGGCAUAAAGACUUAUUUACUCCUCAGUAUGUUCAUGUUUAAUGCUGCAAGAAACUCACCUCAUGGUUUGGAUGCUACAGACGUGAAAUGGAUAAGUGUUGCAGUUAAAUACCAAUCUCCAGUACAGAAAUGACACCCUACAGCUGUGAAGCCUCUGUUGACCUCAGAUCAGCAGUGCAAGCUCAUUAAAUUUCAACAAUAUAUCCAGAUGAUAUUUCAGGAAAAAUACAAAUGACCCACAUAGUUACCUUCUGGAAGUAUGUACUGUAUAUGUAGAGUAUUAUGAAACAUUUCUCUGAAUGUUUUGUACCACCAUAAUUUAUGGGGACUUUUUCACUCAAUAAACAGUUCAACUUAAAGUAUGUCAAACAAGCCAGUAUACCCAAAAUAAAUGUGGACAGUUUAUAGAAAUAAAUCUCCCAAAAUAUACAUUUUGUUAAACACAAUAUACCAACAUGGCUAUACAGUCUGAGUGCAAAUAGGCACAUUCAAGAUGUGCCACAUUUGAUAAUAUUCACUCUUUCAGGGACUCUAUGAAAAUGUGUGCUUGGUUAUGAUUUAGCCAUUAUACAGCAAAAGAUAUAAAUUAAACAUAUUAAUUUGAAAGCUAAAAAGUUGCUAUACUUAGUGAAUAAUCACUAAAGCAUACAGUAUAGAAAGCAGAGUAUAUAACAGUGGACAUAAAGACACACAGUCCAUUACUGCCACAGAUCCUCUGUACGUCCAAACUUGAAGACCAAACCCCUAAA
Monopterus albus (swamp eel) is the source of this 2332-nucleotide messenger RNA. RefSeq names its product Rh blood group, D antigen (gene rhd). The coding region runs from base 320 to 1417 and encodes 365 amino acids. The record is from RefSeq and is a predicted model, not a curated record. The transcript has 10 exons. Gene Ontology annotation, biological process: ammonium homeostasis; ammonium transmembrane transport. Gene Ontology annotation, cellular component: plasma membrane. Gene Ontology annotation, molecular function: ammonium channel activity. Lineage: Eukaryota; Metazoa; Chordata; Actinopteri; Synbranchiformes; Synbranchidae.